AUGGAAUACAUAGCACAACAUCGUAACUCCGAAGCAUCUAAUCCAGAGAUUCAAAUUGCCUCCGGAGACACGCAGCCUACCAUAAUAAUCGAUGAAUCGGAGAGUACAGGUGCUUCUGGAAAUGAAAUUAGGUUGAAAAUUGAUGAAUUUUACCUUCAAGAAAAGAAUCCGAGCUUUACCAGUUCAAAUAAUGACAAUAAUAGUGUGAGCCUUGCAUGGCGAAACUUGUCGUAUACAGUGAUGAAUUCAAAGACGAAACAAAAAACGAAUAUCGUUCAGGAUGUUAGCGGAGUUGUUAAACCAGGCGAAGUGAUGGCUAUAAUGGGACCUUCAGGAUCCGGUAAAUCCACUCUACUCGAUUUAUUAGCAGGUCGUAAAGAGCCUAAAUUAACAUCAGGAGAAAUAUAUUUAAACGGAAGACCUGGACAAGUGAAAUACGUUUCGACAUACGUUAUGCAAGAAGAUGCUUUGAUGGGUGUAUUGACUGUACGUGAAAAUAUUCAAUUCGCCGCCGAUUUAUGUUUUCCUUCUUCGUAUUCUGCUAAAGAACGAAAAGCACGUGUUCGAGCUAUUAUAACCGAGUUCGGACUAGAUCGAGUUGCCGAUUCGAAAAUUGGAACGGUUUUUGUACGAGGAGUAUCAGGUGGUGAAAAACGUAGAGCAUCCAUUGCUACCCAAGUUCUUACCUUACCAAAAAUUAUUUUUCUUGAUGAACCGACAAGUGGUCUCGAUUCCGCUGCGUCAUAUAACGUGAUGAAAGCGAUUGUCCAAAUGGCACGGAAUUAUAAGCUUACCGUGAUUGCCAGUAUUCAUCAACCAUCCACCGAAACUUAUUCAUUAUUCGAUAAACUAUGCAUUCUUGGUCGUGGACGAACACUUUACAUGGGUAAACGCGAAAAAGCAAUAGCUUAUUUCCAAGAGUUAGGUCACGUCGUACCUCCAUACUCGAAUCCAGCAGAUCAUUUUCUAUACUUGAUUAAUUCGGACUUUAUGACAGAUAAGACUCGAGCGGAAGAAUAUAUCACCAAUUUCAUCGUCUCAUUUGAAAAGUCAGAUGCCAACAAACUACUACAGGAAGAGAUUAAAUCAUUGAUUGAACGACAUAAAGAAGAUACGGAUACUCGAAUUAUAUCCUCAAGUACAACCACCAGAUAUCAACUUAGUUUCUUUAAACAAACUUCAAUUUUACUGAAGCGUUCUUUUAUUAAUUCUAUGAGAAACAUUUUGGUGUUUUGGGUGCGCGUGAUACUGUAUGUUGCACUUGGACUACUAAUAGGAACAACAUAUUGGAGAAUCGGGUAUGAUCAAAUAAACAUCAUGGAACGUUUUUCUGGGGAAUAUUUUUCGGUCGCGUUUUUAUCAUUUAUGAGUAUCGCUGGUAUUCCAGGGUUUUUGGAAGAGCGACUAGUGUUUCAGCGAGAACGAGGAAAUGGAUUCUACUCUGUUGGUCCAUUUGUAUUAGCGAAUACAAUCAUAUCAUUCCCCUUCAUAUUUAUUAUCUCUCUUUCAUUUACGGCUGUAAUUUAUCCGACUGUCGGUUUACACAACGGUGGAAAACACGUUAUACUAUUUGUCGUAUACUUAUUUCUUUGUUUGAAUGUUGCCGAAGGAAUGGUCGUCUUUAUCGCCUCCUUGGUUCCGAUAUUCAUUGCCUCGCUUGCAUUAACUGCUUUCGCUAACGGGUUUUGGAUGGUUUUCGGCGGCUACCUCGUUCGACCUCAUAGUAUUGCCAAAGGAUGGAAAUGGGCACAUUAUAUCGAUUACCAGAAAUACGCGUUCGAGGCAAUCCUUUCUAACGAUCUGAAAGGACUAGAUUUCAAUUGUGAGAGGUUAACUGACCCUUCACCGGAUCGGAUGUAUAAUUGUUAUUACGGGGAUAAGUCUGGGAGGUCAGCGACUUUUCCUGGUGAAGCUGUGUUGGAGGAGCUUGGGUAUACGAACAUUAGACCUGCUUUGUGGGCGGUUAUUCUUAUUGCAAUGACUUUUGUUUUUAGAUUAGCAUUUUUUGCAGUUUUACGAUUUAAAAAAAAUCAUAAUUAA
Ambispora gerdemannii is the source of this 2040-nucleotide messenger RNA. The record is from the annotation of a GenBank genome assembly. Lineage: Eukaryota; Fungi; Glomeromycota; Glomeromycetes; Archaeosporales; Ambisporaceae.